Messenger RNA from Bactrocera dorsalis (oriental fruit fly), 1981 nucleotides. RefSeq lists its product as uncharacterized. NCBI's taxonomy places the organism in Eukaryota, Metazoa, Arthropoda, Insecta, Diptera, Tephritidae. The coding region runs from base 239 to 1606 and encodes 455 amino acids. The record is from RefSeq and is a predicted model, not a curated record. The transcript has 5 exons.
AGUUUUUGCGUUUCUAUCGCGCGGUCGAAUUUGUGCAAUUUCCGCUAAUGUUUAAGUUGUGCGUAUUGGAGGCAUUAAGAUUUUGCAUUUCUUAACAGAACAGCAACAACAACAAGAACGAAAAGAAAGGAGUGUAUGCAUUGACACACCAAGCACAUAAUUUAUAAAUUUAUUUAUAAAAAGUGUGACACUUUAUUUGUUACAAAGCUGACUUCUGGUGACAAAGUAACGCAAAAAAAUGCACUCAAUUGGUGGCGUGUUGUCCCUGUGUUCGGGCUACUUUGCAACUAUUUUGUUGUUGAUAGUGCUGCAGUGCAGCUACACAGCGGUCAACGCUUACGAGGAAAAUGACAAAUUUUGCAUACGCACUCAACCAAUGCUGCUGGCAGAUAUUGAGAAGCAUGUGAAUCCUAUAGAUGAUGAUCCUAAUUGCAAAGUGCUGGCCACAACGCUCACCACAAAGGAGAAGGAUAGUUUCAUGGAAAUUAUGUGUAAGGAUCAUGGCACCUCAUAUAAGGAUAGUUAUUAUUUCUUCAAACUGCGCAAUGGCGAACUGAGAGGACGCGGCUCGCACAAAGAUAUUUGCAAUGGUGUGAAAAACCCAUUGCUUGCUUGGGUGCCAUACAAUAUGGUGCUGGAGAAUUUCGCACAAGAACUGAAUCCGAAAGAGCAACUGAGUUAUAUUGGCAAAGCCACUGAUGUGGAUCGUGCAAAGACGGAACUCUGCCACUUCAGCCACACCGAUCUUGUCACAAACAUCACAUCUGACCUCUUUGCCUGCAUUGUAAUGAUUUUCGAGGACAACUUUUAUGGACAAGAUUCCAACAUUAAUGUGCUCGUCGAAAUAGAGCCGCUCAUGUACGAAUUGCGCAACAUAACCUAUUUACCCUGGGUGAACGUGACGACCAGCUACAAAACGUUGCUCGAUCGCUCCAGUCUCAACAAUCCGAAUAGCGAGCCGAAGCAAAUAUAUGGCAGCGUAAAAUAUGGUUUUGUCGAGAAGGUACACGUUAAUGUGAGCACUAUAUAUAACAAAAAUUUGGAUCAUUUGCCGUUAUUGUUCGAGCAUGCGGGCGCUGUAUUGGAAUUGAAUGAUUUGGGCAUUGGCGGUGUAGAUGUGACGGCGAAAGCUUAUUUUGGACGUUUCAUGGACCCACGUACUUCGGUCAAGGUGGAAGUGAUCGGUCAGUGGGCCGAGCACCAUCAACAAUUCAAUGCUGAUGUUUUCGACUACUUUGGUUAUGGCAUAAAACGCUACCGCAAUGAAAUCCAUCGAGGCGAGGUUACCUUUACGCGCAUUGAAAGCGCCGAACCAGUUUAUGAAACACCCGAUUCCACACAUCUUACGUCAAUUACACUACACUCGGGGGAAGAAAAAAAAUUCGAACGUUUGGAAAUGGCUGACACCGAAAAUUUUACACAAACACCUAAUUGGGAUGUUAACACCUACUACGAUUCUCAUCCUUAUCCGGGUUUCUAUCCGUGGUUUGUAGCUGGUAGCAUUGCAGUAGCAGUGGUACUGUUGGUGGUGGUAUUCAAUAUGGUGCGCAUUUGGAGCAAGAAGGAGGAGAAGAAACUUUAUAAGUUGGCAGCUUCUUCGGCAUAAGUUAUGUAGUUAUGUGGAGCAUAAAACAUGAGAAAGUGCAUUGAAGGCGUGGAGCGCUACGAAAUUGUUUGUUUUAUAAUAGUAUUAUCGAAGAUAUUAAUAUAUUAUAUAAUGUAUGUAUACACAUGUAUGUUGGCAUGCAGCAUGCUUAAAGUCCCUAAAGGCUUUUGACAAUACAUUCAAAAAAAUUUAACAUAUUUGCUGUUUUUAGUUACACGUAACAUAAUCUAUUUUUUCAUAAAAACAAACCAGAGCUAAACUGCUUUAGUAUUUGAGCUGAAUUUCGUUUCAAUAAAUGUUAAAUGUGUUCUACAAUUUGAAACCAAAAGAAAUUAAUAUAAAUAUUUCCAAAUAAAUAUUUUUAAUUUCUAACUA